Pisolithus orientalis is the source of this 996-nucleotide messenger RNA. RefSeq names its product transcription factor Tfb4. The transcript is spliced from 8 exons. The coding region runs from base 1 to 996 and encodes 331 amino acids. The record is from RefSeq and is a predicted model, not a curated record. Gene Ontology annotation, cellular component: transcription factor TFIIH holo complex; transcription factor TFIIH core complex. Gene Ontology annotation, biological process: regulation of DNA-templated transcription; nucleotide-excision repair. Lineage: Eukaryota; Fungi; Basidiomycota; Agaricomycetes; Boletales; Pisolithaceae.
AUGGACGCCGAAGCCGACAAACCCUCUCAUCUCGCGGUAGUCGUAGACUUGUCCCCAACUCAAUGGUAUCUGAGUGCCCAAGCCUCCAAUCCCUACCCCUUGUCCAUCGAGUCGUUCCUCUCGCAAAUCUUGGCCUUUCUCAAUGCCCACAUCGCCACCAAGAAUGAGAACACGCUGGCCGUCUUCGGGGCAUUUCCAGGCAAGAGCGUCAUGCUCUACGCUUCCACGGAGACGUUAGUCGAUGAACCCCCACCUCUGGACGCGAACUCAUACCCGCCUUUCAAGAUGGUAGACACAACGGUGACGCAACGAAUCUUUCGCGAACUGGACACCAUCGACCCUGGGGACGAGCCACCCUGUGCUUUGGUCGGUGCACUGACGAAAGCCCUCUGUUACAUCAAUCGCAUCACACUACCUUCCAUUUCAACCAGCGUCGCUGAAGGUUUGACCAAUGUACCGGAUCCUCGCAUCCUGAUUCUCUCGGUUUCUCCUGACUUGUCAUCAUCAUACAUCCCAAUCAUGAAUGCCAUUUUCUCCGCGCAAAAGCUAAAAGUAACCAUCGAUGUCUGCAAAAUUUACGGCCCCGACACCGUCUUCUUGCAACAGGCUGCUCAUUUGACCAACGGCUCUUACAUAUAUCUCGAGCGACGAGACGCUUUGCUCCAGUACCUUAUUAUGUCAUUUCUACCACCUCCGUCAGUGCGGAAAGUUCUUGCCGUUCCCAGACAAGACAAGAUCGACUUCCGGGCAGCAUGUUUCUGUCACAAAAAUAUCGUAGACAUCGGCUUCGUCUGCUCGGUGUGUUUGUCAAUAUUUUGCCAGCCCGUACCUGUUUGUUCGACUUGUCGCACGAAGUUCCCCAUCAAGGCUCUGCAAAGGCUCAAGAGUGCCUGUCCAUCCCCUGCACCUGCAACCCCUCGACCACUUGCCAACCUCAACAAUGCAGUUCCGAGGGCAACGGAGGCCACAAACCACGGCACUCCAGGACUGCGGUAA